AUGCAAGUUCCUCCGCUGACGGUGACGGAGGCUGCCAAAUGCAAACCGGAGCAACCUUCUCAAAUCUCAACUAACGCCACACCAACACUUGACUUUCAAAUCUUCAAAACGACAACGUAUAUAGGGCUUCUCAUGGAGACGCAACCACACGAUAAUUUGCAGCACGAGCCGGUUUCUUCUAGCGACGCCGUAAUUCUACCCAACGACGCGGUGGUCGAUGCAGUGGCCGAUGUUUCAAAUCACAGAGUCACCGAACAAAAAAUAGAUGUUUCAAGGGAUGAAGUUGUUCGGAUUCUACAAGCUAUUGCAUCCUCCGGGAGGUUCUGGCAUGACUGGGAUAAUCUCAAGAGUAUGCUCUCAUUUCAGCUGAAGCAGGUGUUGUCCGAGUACCCUGAGGCAAAAAUGACAAGUGAGCAGCAAUAUGCUUCACUAAGAGAAUCCUACUCUGAUUUGGUCCACAAACUGGAUGAUGCACUUACAUGUUUUAUAGAUGGCCCACCAUUUACGUUGCAAAGGGUUUGUGAGAUUCUAUUGGACGCAAGAAACAUUUAUCCAAAUCUUUCCAAGCUUGCUUUAGCUCUUGAAAAGAAUUUAUUAGUUACAUCUACAUUGACAAUCUGCACUGAUCCAUAUCCACAAGAACCAGUACAAGAGACUGAUGCCAUAGAGAUGCCAAGUGAAAAGCAGCAGGAGCAGCAAUCUGAUGGUGCACAAAAUGGCACCGAGCCUUCGGUAACAGACAAUGACGAAGUAAUGGUUGAGGCUGAUACGGGUGACGAUGUGACCAUUGAAAUGGAAACUUUUGAAGACGCAAAAUCAUCAGAAAAUGAUCCCGAGCCAAAUGCUAAUGAUGCACAAGCUUCGUGA
This is a messenger RNA of Vicia faba (fava bean), 867 nucleotides long. NCBI's taxonomy places the organism in Eukaryota, Viridiplantae, Streptophyta, Magnoliopsida, Fabales, Fabaceae. The record is from the annotation of a GenBank genome assembly.